Chlorella variabilis is the source of this 3378-nucleotide messenger RNA. RefSeq lists its product as hypothetical. The record is from RefSeq and is a predicted model, not a curated record. Gene Ontology annotation, biological process: intracellular protein transport; COPII-coated vesicle cargo loading; endoplasmic reticulum organization. Gene Ontology annotation, cellular component: COPII vesicle coat; endoplasmic reticulum exit site. Bases 1 to 3378 code for a protein of 1125 amino acids. NCBI's taxonomy places the organism in Eukaryota, Viridiplantae, Chlorophyta, Trebouxiophyceae, Chlorellales, Chlorellaceae. Gene Ontology annotation, molecular function: protein binding; structural molecule activity. The transcript has 21 exons.
AUGGCGAGCUACAUCAAGCGGGCCAACCGUUCGGCCACGCUCAGCUUCUGCCCCGGCGGGCCGUUUCUGGCGGCGGGCAGCGUGGCGGGCGCCAUAGACCUCUCCUUCUCGACCGCCAGCCAGCUGGAGAUAUUCCGCCUCGACUUCUCCAGCACAGACCAGGACCUGCGGCUGGCGGGGGGCGCGGUGCAGGCCCCCGAGCGCUUCUCCCGCCUGUGCUGGGGACCUGCGGGGGUGGACACAAAACACUACCCGUAUGGCCUCAUCGCGGGCGGCCUCGCCGACGGGUCGGUGUGUGUGUGGAACCCUGCCCGCAUCAUCGGGCACAAGGCGGAGGCGGCGGUGCCCGCGUCGCCCGCCGCCACCCGCGGCCAGCUGCUGGCGCGGCUGCAGAAGCACCAGGGGGCCGUGAAGGGCCUGGAGUUUAACGGGUUCAGCCCCAACCUGCUGGCCUCGGGGGGCGCCGACGGCGAGCUGUGCAUCUGGGAUGUGGGCAACCCCAUGCAGCCCUCGCUGUAUCCCGCCAUGAAGGGCGGCGCAGGCGGCCCCCAGCCCGAGAUCACCCACCUGGCCUGGAACCGGAAAGUGCAGCACAUCCUGGGCACCUGCACGGCGGCGGGGACGGUGGUGGUGUGGGACCUCAAGAAGCAGCGCCCGGUCAUAUCCUUUAAGGACCCCUCGGGGCGCAAGCGGUGCUCCGCGCUGCAGUGGAACCCCGAGGUGGCCACCCAGCUGGUGGUGGCCUCCGAUGAUGACAUGGCACCCUCCCUGCAGCUGUGGGACCUGCGCAACAGCGUGUCGCCCAUCCGCGAGUUCCACGGCCACGCCAAGGGCGUGCUGGCCAUGUCGUGGUGCCCCCAGGACUCCUCCUUCCUCCUCUCCUCGGGCAAGGACAACCGCACCAUCUGCUGGGACGUGGGCGCGGGUGAGAUGUACUGCGAGCUGCCUCCCGCCGCCAACUGGAACUUCGAUUGGGCGCCCGGCCCGCUGGCGGGCGUGUUUGCCACUGCCACUUUUGAAGGCCAGGUCGGCAUCACCUCGCUUUCUACCUGCACCGCCGCUGGAGAGGCAGACGGCUUCGCGAUCGGCCAGGGCGCCACAACCGCCUACAAGACCAAGGCCCCCGCCUGGCUCAAGCGCCCGGUGGGCGCCACGCUGGGAUUUGGCGGCAAGCUGGCCCAGUUUGCCAACAGCAAGCGGCAGCUGGCGACGGGAGAGGCGGCGGUCACCGGCUCAGUCACUAUCAGCCAGGUCAUGACUGAGCCAGAGCUGGUGGCCCGCAGCGAGGCAUUUGAGGCGGCCAUCCGCGGCGGCGACCGCGACGCCCUCGAUGCUUUCUGCCGAGACAUGGAGCGGCGGCUCGAGGGCAGCGAGGAGGCGGAGACGUGGGCCUUUCUUCAGACCCACUUUGCCGCCGACGGCCGCAAGUACCUGCUGGAGCGGCUGGGCUUUGGGGAAUACCUGCCCGUGGAUGCCGAGGCGGCGGCCGCCGCCGCGGCCGCAGAGGCCAGCGCUGCAGGCGGGGAGGGCGACGCGGCGGCCGCGGCAGACGCGUUUUCGGCGGCCGCGGCGGCGGCCGAGGGCGUGCAGCAGAUGGGGCUGGAGGCGCCGGCAGGGGCGGCAGCUGCCGAGCAGCUGCUGGCCGGCGACGGCGCCGACUUCUUCGAGCAGAGCCCCGUGACAGACGGUGCCGCCUUUUUCGACAACCUGGCCGGCACGCCGCCCCGCCCCACCUCUGCGCUGUCCCCAGCCAAACGGUCCGCGCCCGCCAGCCCCAGCCAGGCGGCGCCGGGGGAGGGGGCGGUGGUGGACGGCCCCCCUGGAGAGCGGGAGGCGGACAUUCAGAGGAUGCUGUUUGUGGGCAACUAUGCGGGGGCGGUGGAGGCCUGCCUGGAGGCCAAGCGCCACGCCGACGCUCUGGUGGUGUCGUCUGUGAACCUGAUGGAGAAGGCUGUGGUGCUGGGUGUGGGGGUGAACCGCCACACCGCCUCGGAGGCGUUGUCAGACCUGAUUGUGCGGUACGCGGAGCUGCUGGCCGCCAACGGCCGCCUGGGUACCGCCCUGGACUACCUGUCCAUGAUCCCGGGCGAGCCCAGCACGGGUGUGGCUGUGCUGAAGGAGAGGAUCUAUUCGUCUGCAGCCGGCUCCGACCAGCUGCCGCCGGGCACGGUGCCGCCACCCUUCCCCUUCUCUGGGGAGGACGUGGCAGCCGGCUCCUGGCAGCAGCAGCAGGCUGCUGCGCCCGCCGCCUACGGCGCCCAGGCGGGAUACGGCGCCGUGGCGGCACAGGCGCCGCAGCCGACCUACCAGGCGCAGCAGGCGCAGCAGGCGGCGCCCUCCUACCAGCCCUACAGCGCGCAAGGCGGCUAUGCUGCCGCCCAGCAGCAGCAGCAGCAGCUGAAUGGGUAUGGCACGGCUGCGACCACCUCCUGGGGCGGCGGCGGCGAGUACAGCACUGGAGUUGCGGCGGUUGCGCCCCCGCCGCAGUCGCCUGCGCAGCAGCAGCAGCAGCAGUACCAGGCGUACGGCGGCGGCUACGGCAGCGCCGUACCGCCGGCGCCGCCCGCCGCCUACCAGCCCGCCGCCGCCGCCUAUGGCGCGCCGCCGUCUCCUGCAGGCACCCCCACCUCCGCGCAGCCCCACCCCGUGUCGUACCAGCAACAGCAGGCCGCCUACCAGCCCGCGGCGGCGGCGCCGGCCGUCUACCAGCCCUCCGCCGCCGCCUCGGCGCCUGCCGUGUACCAGCCAUCUGCGGCGCAGGUGGCGGGUCCGCCGGCGGCAGCCCAGGUGUACCAGCCUUCUGCGGCGCCCGCCGCCACGUACCAGCAGGCGCCCGCUGCGCCCGGCCCCUCCUCAGGCGUCUACCAGCCCGCCUCCCGCGCGGGCUCGCUGGCCGGCGGUGGCCAGCUGCCCUCGCCCUCCUUUGUGCCGCACCAAGGCCCCGCCGUACCGCCCGGCAUGGCGCCGCCGCCGGCCAGGGCAGGCCCUACGCCCACCCCCAUCACCGCGCCGCCGCCGCCGCCCCCGGGGCCUCCCGCCAACAUCACUCUGGCCAAUGCCGACACAUCCUCCGUGCCGGCCCACCUGCAACCCAUCGUGGCUUCCCUCACCAACCUUUACAGGAUGUGUGAGAUGGCGGCGGGGGCCCACCCCGGCAAGAAGCGGGAGGUGGAGGACAGCAGCCGCAAGCUGGGGGCGCUGUUCUGGAGGAUGAACAAGGGUGAGGUCAGCCAGAGCGUGGGCACCAAGCUGCUGCAGCUGUGCCAGGCCCUGGAUGGCGGCGACCUGGUCUCCCUCACCACCAGCGAUUGGGACGAGUGCUCCGCCUGGCUCACAGCCCUGAAGCGGCUGAUCAAGGCGCGGCAGAUGAUGGGCUGA